Molecule: messenger RNA, 219 nt
Organism: Thamnophis elegans (Western terrestrial garter snake)
Lineage: Eukaryota; Metazoa; Chordata; Lepidosauria; Squamata; Natricidae
Exons: 3
Source: RefSeq, a predicted model, not a curated record
GAGAGAGACAGAGACAGAGGGGAAAAGACAGAGAGACAGAGAGAGAGAGACAGAGAGAGAGAGAGAGAGAGAGAGAAAGAGACACAGAGACAAGUAACAGAGAGAGAAAGGGAAAGAGUCACAGAAAGACAAGAGGAGGAAAAGGAGGUGGAGAUGGAGGAAGAGGAGGAGGAGAAGGAAGAAGAGGAGGAGGAGAAGGAAGAAGAGGAGGAGGAGGAG